This is a messenger RNA of Zerene cesonia (dogface butterfly), 2131 nucleotides long. RefSeq names its product CDP-diacylglycerol--inositol 3-phosphatidyltransferase (gene Pis). Gene Ontology annotation, molecular function: CDP-diacylglycerol-inositol 3-phosphatidyltransferase activity. Gene Ontology annotation, biological process: phosphatidylinositol biosynthetic process. Gene Ontology annotation, cellular component: Golgi apparatus; membrane. Lineage: Eukaryota; Metazoa; Arthropoda; Insecta; Lepidoptera; Pieridae. The record is from RefSeq and is a predicted model, not a curated record. The transcript is spliced from 5 exons. The coding region runs from base 172 to 834 and encodes 220 amino acids.
AUUGAAAGUUGUAACUUAUAUUGUUGACGUUGACACAACAUAAAACAGCAAAACAAUUUAUCGUAUAUAAGUGUAUAAUCUAUGAAUUUAUCAUUCGCAGUUUUAGUUUGCCGAUAGUCGCGAUUGUUCUGAAAUUUAAAUCUUUACCUUUCGUAGCUAUUACGUACCGAGAUGAGUGAAACACGAGAGAAUAUUUUCUUAUUUGUUCCCAAUAUCAUAGGCUAUGCACGGAUUAUACUUGCUAUAGUCUCGUUCUACUAUAUGCCCACGCAUUGUGGGUUUGCUUGUAUAUGUUAUAUUACUUCAGCCCUGUUGGAUGCGAUCGAUGGACAUGCGGCGCGUUAUUUUAAUCAAAGUACCAAAUUUGGAGCAAUGUUGGACCAACUUACAGACCGAGCUGGUACUGCUGGACUCCUCAUGACCCUUGCUACAUUUUACCCAAAAUACACCUUUUGGUUUCAAAUAUCUAUGAUCAUUGAUAUCACUUGCCAUUGGAUCUUUCUACAUGCAUCAAUUUUACAAGGAAAGACUUCCCAUAAAUUCAUUGAUAUGUCAGAAAACCCGAUUAUGCAUGUUUAUUAUACAAAUAAGACAGUGUUAUUCUGCAUGUGUGCUGGAAAUGAAGCCUUCUAUGCUGCUCUCUAUGUCAGCUACUUCUAUACAGGAUUAACAAUUUUCGGAAUUGGAAUAUUUCCCAUGAUAGCUGUUCUGUCGGCGCCCGUUGCUCUAGUCAAGACACUGAUCUCAGUACUCCAUGCUAUUGUUGCCUCAAUCAACCUAGCAACCAUUGACAAUCAAGAGAGAGCUGCCAUUGCUGCCAAACAAUCUAAUUAGUAAGAAAAAUAACACUAAAUAGAUUUUCUCAAGAGUCCUUGUCCAAAAAAGUAUGUACUAAACAAUCAUACAUAUUAUUAAAAUUAGAUAACUAAUUGGUUAUUGUGUUUAUUUAAAUUACCACUAAUAUGUUUACUAAAACAACCUAAUUUUGUUAGUUUAAUUUAUGCAGUGGUAUAUAAAUAAUUGUGACACAUUUGAAAUUUGAAUACAAAAGUAUCAUGAGUGUUCUCUUUAAUUGCUAAAUGUUGUUUAAUACUUAGGUAUUUUUUUUUGUUAAUUUAUUUACUUGUUCCAUUUAUUUUAUUAUUCAUUUAAAUGUCUCGAAUUAUAAAGUAAUAGAUAGAACAUAUUUACUUUAUACUAGAUUUUCGCCGAUUUCGCGAUUUCGAACUUCUUUCAUCCCCUCUUUCAACCCUUUCUACCCUUUUUUCGCAAUAAAAAGUAGCCUAUGUCCUUUCCCAAGUUCACUUCUAUCUCCAUACCAAAUUUUAUCAAAAUCGGUUCAGAGGUUUAGGCAUGAAAGCGUAACAGACAGACAGACAGAGUUACUUUCGCAUUUAUAAUAUAAAUAGGGAUAUAUACAAAACAAGUACACAUUUUAAGAUCUGUAAAACUGUACAUUAUCUGCUGUAUAAUUAAUUUUUACUUGUUGUAAUUAUUAAUGAUUUUGUGAUAUUUUAAAACAUUCAUUUAUUUUGGUAAUUUAUUCUAAUAAUCAAAUGUUUUGUUUAUUCUUUAUUUUUGAAUCAUGGCCAAAUAUUUGAUAUUAGUGGUAAUAAGAUAGUCUGUGUAGUUAUGAAUUUUAUAGAUGUUGCUAUCUAGAUUAAGCUAUAGAUAUUUAAUGUAAGUACAAAUAAAAAAAUUGUCACCCCUCUACUCGUAAAUGAUUAUACAUACAGAAAAGAUCAUAAAGUGGAAGCGAUCAUAUUUAUAUGAUAUCAAGAUAUCAAUUAUAUUGACAAGUUUAAAGUCGUCAAAAUAGAUAUUUUAGUGUUUUUAAAGUGUUCACAUGAAACUCAUUCCCACGCUUAUAUUAAACAGGACAGGUUAUUGUUUAAUACCAAUGUAAUGGACCUUCUAUUAUAUUAUUUGUUGCAUUUAUAUUUAUUAUAAAUUAUAAUAUUUCAAGACAUAUUCCUCAUAAACUAAGAACUUUGUUAAUUGCAUUUUCUGAUUACUAAUUAAGAUGUUUUAUUGGCUAUAAGUAUUUCAUGUAAUAUUGUGUCUUAUUUAUUGCUGCUCCUCAAAUUGAUGUUGUGUUAAAAUGUAAUAAAUGUGAAAAACAUGAAUAAAA